Messenger RNA from Colletotrichum chrysophilum, 504 nucleotides. RefSeq lists its product as uncharacterized. The transcript is spliced from 2 exons. The coding region runs from base 1 to 504 and encodes 167 amino acids. The record is from RefSeq and is a predicted model, not a curated record. Lineage: Eukaryota; Fungi; Ascomycota; Sordariomycetes; Glomerellales; Glomerellaceae.
AUGCACUUCACCAAUACUGCUGUUCUGCUGCUUUCUGCCGUCAUUUCCCUGGCUGCGGCGCUGCCCGCUACGCCUCAAGUCGAUGUGGCACUGGACAAGAGGGCCCUGGUGGAUCGUACGUACGCCGAGAUCCAGAUUUCUGAUGGUUUAGCUGGCAACGCUGCCGCCGAGGCUAAGGGCAAGUUCCCUGUUGACCCAGCGACGGCCUCCGCAGCAGACCUUCAAGUUGUCAAGAAAGCAGCACAGCUGGUAGGCGAUGCUGAGAACCUAGCAUUCGUCCCAGCAAACGACAAGUCACAGGAGGCUUCCAACGGGUUCAUCAAGAACAAGGUCCUGAAGAACUACUUGGGCCUGCUAUCCCUGCAGAUCCAAAAGGCCCAGGGCGCAAAUGUGGCCAACAUUGAUACCCGCAUCGCAGGAGAGCAGACGAAGCUUGACAAGAACACCAACACCGACAAGCAACAUGCGGGCCAGGCGAGCAAGGGUGUUCAGUUCAAUGGUUGA